AUGGAGGACCAACUCGUCCAGGUCCUCGCCAACACUCAGUUGGCUGCCGAAGGUCCUAGAAAACAGGCAGAGCUUGACCUGAAGCAUGCAGCCAGCAAUCCUGUAUUCCCGCUGUCUCUUGCAAACAUUGCCCGACAUACGUCUAUUGCCAUAGAAAUCCGACAAGCUGCUCUGUCUGCUUUGCGACUCUUCAUCGAGAGACACUGGAGCGGGGAGAACGAUGAUGGCCCCGCCAUUCCUAUCGCCGAUUCUACCAAAGAUCAGAUCCGACCUCUAGUUCUUGAUCUUGCCUUGAAUUCGGAAGAUGAUAGGAAGAUCAAGACGGCUGCAAGUUAUUCGGUCGGCAAAAUUGCUAAUGUCGACUUCCCCGAAUUAUGGCCGUCGCUUCUUCCUACCUUGCUCGAGAUAAUCCCGAAUGGGAACGAUAAUCAGCUCCACGGUGCUUUGAUAGUCCUCCGGGAUUUGGUUGACGAAAGCCUCAGUGAUGACCAAUUCUUCUCCAUGGCACGAGAUAUAGUUAAGGUCGUAUACGAUGCCGCUAUCAAUGAAGGCCGAAAACCCAUCUUGCGCGCUCUUGCCGUCUCCGUCUUUCGUGGUUGUUUUGACCUCAUGGAUACUGUCAAGGAGGAGCACCCGAAGGAAGUACAGGCGUUUGCCGAAGAGGCAAUGAAGGGUUGGUUUCCUUUCUUUCAUCAGGUCAUGAAGUUAAGGCUCCCUGCCCUCGAACCUCAGUCGACUGUACAGCCUGAUACAUGGAAUGGUAUAAUUGCCCUUAAGCUCCAGGUUGUGAAAUGUCUUCUGAAGUUGAAGUACGUUUUCUCGAGUCUCCUGCUCCCUGAGACGCCACCUUUCUUUCAGGCCAUCUGGGAAGAACUAUUGCUCCUCGAGCCUGCGCACGAGGAGCUAUAUAUUCAAAACGAUGCUCAAGGCAGGCUAGAAGACUCUGAUGGCCUUCCCUACACCCUAGACUUCCUCAUUUUGGAGGAACUAGAUUUCUUGAAUGGUUGCUUGCGAGCUCCACCUGUUCGCAAGGAGCUAGAAGCCCAGUUAGCGGCCCAUGCUUCUGCACAUGAGACACCAUGGGUACUGGAUAUCAUGAAGCUCGCUACUUCUUAUGCUCUUAUUACUAGAGAAGAAGAAGAGUUAUGGGACAUAGAUGUUUCCCUCUAUCUUGCAGAGGAGCAGUCUGUGAGCGCCAACUAUACCCCACGAACUGCUUGCGGAGACCUCCUAAUCAAACUCGGCGAAUGGUUAAACCAGAAAGCAUUAGAAGGUCUCUUUGCUUAUACGAAGGGCCUCUUUGUUGAGGAUGCAUCGUGGAGAAGACAGGAAGCCGCUCUAUACUUGCUCAAUCAGCUUGUGAAUGACUUCUUGGACUGCAGCAAGACCAUCCCUCUAGAGAUCAGCCAGGCGUAUCUUGAACUGGUAAACUAUGCUAUUAAUCGUCCUGGGGAACCGUUACUACGCAGCCGUGGGUAUCUAAUUGCUGGCGUAUUAGCUCAGUUUGACGGAGUAGCAGCUUCACUCCUGGACCGAACGAUUGAGGCUAUUGCGGCAGAGCAGUCCGAGCUUGUGCAGGUUGCGUGCAUAAAGGCGGUCGAGGGAUUUCUCCAGUGUGGAGGGAUUGCCGAGAACCGACAGGUUCAAGCAAAUGUGGUCAACGCUAUUUCUCAAUGGAUGUCUGCGCGGGACAUGUCCGACAUUGAACAGGCGGAUGACUUACUUGUUACACUUACAGAAACCCUCCGAGCUGCUAUCAAUAUCGACAAACGAGUAGCUGUGUCCAACGAUGUUCCUGCCUUGGAUUUACUCUUCCUCAUUGCUAAACAUGGCUCAACUAAUUGGCAGGUCACUAUGCUUAUUUGCGAAGAAUUCGAAGACAUCGUUAAAACAAUGCCAGACCCAGCCUUAUACCAAGCACUUUGCCAAAAAGUCCUUCCUACACUGAAUGGCGCAUUCAACGUUGCUGAUAUUACCUCAGACAAUCCACUCAUUACGUUUGCUACCGAAUUGAUGGCUGCCCUUACUCAAUAUGCCUCAGAACCCUUACCUCCUGGGUUCGUAGCAGCUACCUUGCCCAAGCUGAGCCGCUUACUUAUGGAGAGCAAUGAGGGUGAUAUCCUAAGACCAGGCGCUGAAUCAGUCAAAUAUCUCUUAGCACACGACCACGAGCAGGUACUCAACUACCACGACGAGAACAAUAGAUCUGGCCUUGAGGUUUGCCUACAUAUCAUUGACCGAUUGCUUGGUCCAUCUAUCGAGGACAAUGCGGCAUCCGAAGUUGGUGGUCUUGCAGCCGAGCUAGUUGAAAAAGCAGGCCAUGAGCGACUUGGUCCAUUCUUACCACAGCUCUUACAGGCAGUUGCCAACCGAUUAGCCUCGGCCGAGGCUGCUGGAUUUAUCCAGUCCCUUAUUCUAGUCUUUGCGCGACUCUCUUUGGUUGGUGCUCGAGACGUUGUCGACUUCCUCAGCACGAUUCAGAUCAAUGGCCAGAGUGGCCUACAGGUCGUCUUAGGCAAGUGGCUGGAAAAUUCAGUCAAUUUCGCGGGAUACGAUGAAAUCAGACAAAAUGUGAUCGCUCUCUCCAAGCUAUUUAGCUUGAAUGACCCCCGACUUCUCCAGACGACAGUAAGGGGUGAUAUGAUCAUACCUGUAAGUGAUAGAAUUAUGACAAGGUCCCGUGCUAGGCAAACCCCAGACGAAUAUACUGCAAUCCCUGCCCCCUUAAAGAUCCUUAAGGUUCUGAUUGAAGAACUUCUCUCCGCAUCAGGCGCGAAUAACGCUGCUAAUGUCGCGGCUGCGGCGGCGGCGGCUGAGUUUGCUGAUGACGACGAUGAUGAUGGCUGGGAGGAUGACCCAGACACAUUAGACCUCAAUCUUGGUAGCGUCAAGAAUGAUCUAAUGGGCUUCCUAGAAGCCAACAAUAUGCGCCGCCGGGAUGAUGAAACUCAAGCUUAUCUUACAGAAUUCUUCCUCGCAGCAGCGCGCGACAACAUUGCCGGGUUUGGGGAAUGGUACAACCAGCUAAAUGAGAACGAGAAAGCAAAACUAAACGAACUCUCUGCGCAAUAGGCUUGCGCGUAAUCGAUAGUCAUGCAGCACAAAGUAUAGAAAUAAUUCCAAGAGGAUAUCUCAUGGUCGAUAAUCGAGUUCGGAUUGGAAGUUAAGCGGUGCUAGUCUAAAGGCUCAAUACAGUUCCAUACCAAGAAUUGCAAAGAAUUGGUAUCCCGUCAUAAUGGGUUCAGUUCUCUGGGGUAGAGGUGCGCAUAUCUGGGUACUUACUGUAAGCAACUAACCUAGUAAAUAAUGCCUUGCUGGCUGUCCAGCUUGGGGACUUGGAUGAGGUGUCUGGGGGGG
Daldinia decipiens is the source of this 3357-nucleotide messenger RNA. Its product is annotated as ARM repeat-containing protein. The record is from RefSeq and is a predicted model, not a curated record. The coding region runs from base 1 to 3072 and encodes 1023 amino acids. Lineage: Eukaryota; Fungi; Ascomycota; Sordariomycetes; Xylariales; Hypoxylaceae. Gene Ontology annotation, cellular component: nuclear envelope; cytosol. Gene Ontology annotation, molecular function: small GTPase binding. Gene Ontology annotation, biological process: protein import into nucleus. The transcript is spliced from 6 exons.